Messenger RNA from Papilio polytes (common Mormon), 1975 nucleotides. Its product is annotated as TWiK family of potassium channels protein 7-like. Lineage: Eukaryota; Metazoa; Arthropoda; Insecta; Lepidoptera; Papilionidae. Gene Ontology annotation, cellular component: membrane. The transcript is spliced from 3 exons. Gene Ontology annotation, molecular function: potassium ion leak channel activity. Gene Ontology annotation, biological process: potassium ion transmembrane transport; stabilization of membrane potential. Bases 402 to 1661 code for a protein of 419 amino acids. The record is from RefSeq and is a predicted model, not a curated record.
GCGGCGGACGUGUGAUGUGACCGCUUGAAGUGAAACACGCGAUACGAAAGAGUCAGAAAUUGUAAACUUUUUAUAUUUAAAUUACAUUAUAAUGUAAGUGAUGACAAUAAUUUAUCUGUUUAUUAAAGUGUUUAAACUUAUGUGAUGGUUAUGGAUGUAACUUUUCUGGAUUGAAUUAUGUUUUGAUUUGAUGUGAUUAUGGAUUAUAAAAAUAAUAUAGUGAAUAGUUUUUAGUGGUAACUGUGUGGAGGCGGAGGCGGAGGCUGGCUCGCAGCCAACAAACAUUGUAUUAACCUUUAUGUUCUCCAAGGACUGACGUCAUAGGGCCCAAACUAGAAUGUUUAGAAUAAAGAAAAUAAGACAUCAUAAGAAAUACAAAGUACGAUGAAAGACAUAUCACAAUGAUAGAGGACGGCCGAGAUUCUUCCAAACGAGCAUUUUGCCAUCAGACAGGUUUCGUCGACGAGCCCAAGUGUUGUUUCACAAAGAAGGAAGAUUCUAGAUUGUUCUGUUGCCGGUGCGCACACAAAAGACGAGCCUCGCCGCUCACUUGUUUGGCGAUCUGCUUUCUCGUAUUAACUUACAAUCUACUAGGUGGAUUCCUGUUCCUUGCAAUCGAAGGUGGCGUGACAACUGAAGAGACAUCCGUAGCCGCAUCCAAACCCAAUCCAACCCAGCAGGGAGGUGCUGAACUUAGAUCCAAAACUGUAGAACGUCUGUGGUCUAUUACUGAGGAUUUAAAUAUUUUGUAUAAAGAAAAUUGGACCAAACUCGCUGCUAAAGAGUUGAUGGAUUUCCAGAAGGUUCUAUUGCGAUCGAUGCACAAUUCAGAGGGAGCACCUUAUGACCAUGGUGGUGAUUAUCGAUGGACGUUCUCCAGCAGUUUUCUUUAUGCACUAACUCUUAUCACCACUAUAGGUCAUGGAAACGUCACUCCGAAGUCAAUAGUUGGGAAGAUAGUUGCAGUGGCGUACGCGUGCGUCGGAAUACCAAUUAUAAUGCUGUACCUAUCCACGAUAGGCGAGGCUCUAGCUAGGAACUUUAGAAUUCUCUACUCCAAGAUAUGCCCGACGAGAUUUAAAAGUGGCAACUUUCACACCAAGGCUGAAUGUCUCGGCAGGUACUCGUUGCCAGCGUUGGAAUGUAGGCAGUACGUGGACUGUGAUAAAAAAGGCAAACUCGGAGAGAAACAGAAGAUAACCCCGUUCCAAGCGGCGUUAAAUUUAAAUAGUUUAAGUGGAGGAUAUCACUGGACUUGUCGAGAUCAUACGAGAGUUCCAAUAGUUUUAAGUCUAUUCGUUAUAGCAUUGUAUAUAGUUCUUGGGACAUUCGUGUUUCAUACGACAGAGAAAUGGAACUUGAUAGAUGGAUGUUAUUUCUCAUUUUCUAGUCUAGCGACAAUCGGCUUCGGUAAUCUAAGGCCGGGACUGUAUGCGGCGACGGUGUCGGCUAAAGCCGAGGAUGUUGCUGUUGGUGUGUGUUGCGUGUACAUUCUAGUUGGUAUAGUGGUAGUGGCGAUGUGCUUUAAUCUAAUACAGGAGGACACUAGCGCCGCACUACGGAGUGUGGCAACCCUGUGUUCAGGAGGAGGGAAAUCUCGUGCAGUCCAUAGUAUUGAAUGCGGGGAUGAGAAGCUAACAACAACGGUAGCAGUUUCCUGACGUUCAGCGGCGGCCGAGUGCGCGCCGUCUGUAUCGGGAGCGACGCGGUCUGAUAGACGACCGCAAGUAUCUUUCCGGAUAGACGGCUCGAACCCGACCAAAUUCAGCAGCCUACCGCGUAGAAAGACGGCCGCGUUGGGCGAGGAGAGUUUCGUGCGGGGUAUCCCGGCACGUCGUUCCGCUGGCCCCGCACCCAGAAGCCUCAGCGAGCUCAACCUGAGCGGUUCUCGUCGCGACCGUACUGUUACUUUCGAAGACGAUCGCGCCCUCGCUGAUGACGUAUUCAUGUGACAUUGCUAUGUAAUACCUAUAAG